AUGCAACAGCUUCUCUCCCUGCUCCUCCCGCUCGUGGAGUCGUUCGCACGCGCUCGGCCGCCGAACGUUCUCAUCCUCCUCGCGGACGACCUCGGCGUCGGUGACCUCGAGGCGUACUCAGCCUCCGCCUUGGUGCCGACGCCGGCCAUCUCGGCGCUGUCCGCAGCGGGCGUCCGCUUCACAGACGCGCACGCGCACCCAAUCUGCUCGCCGAGCCGCUACUCCCUCCUCUCUGGCAACUACGUCUUUCGGGGCCGCCGGCCCUCGUCCUCGUGGGACCUCUCGGGAGGCUCGCAGCUCCUGCCUGGCCAGCGGACCAUUGCGGAGUCGUUCCGCGCGGCAGGUUACGCGACCCUGCUGCUCGGCAAGGCGGGCAUCGGAGGGGAGGUCGCCGCGCUACCCGAUGAGCUGCGCCGCUCGACCGAGGACGACAGGGUCGACUGGCUGCUGAGACGAGGGCGCAGGCUUGCCGACGGCCCGGCGCAGUGGGGCUUUGACGAGUCGCUCUCGAUGGUCUCGGGGAUCCAAUCGCCGCCGUACGCGUGGUUCAAUGGCAGCGUGGCGUCGCUUCCUCGCGGGAGCCGCUGCUGGGGCACGGCGACCCACGCGACGCGCACCGGCGACUGG
Messenger RNA from Emiliania huxleyi CCMP1516, 627 nucleotides. RefSeq lists its product as hypothetical. The record is from RefSeq and is a predicted model, not a curated record. Gene Ontology annotation, molecular function: arylsulfatase activity. NCBI's taxonomy places the organism in Eukaryota, Haptophyta, Isochrysidales, Noelaerhabdaceae. The annotation marks the transcript as partial. The transcript has a single exon.